AUGCCACUUUACUCAAAGUUUCUGAAGGAUAUGCUAACCAAGAAGAGCAAAUAUAUCCAUAAUGAUAAAAUUGUGGUGGAAGGAAACUGCAGUGCUGUGAUUCAAAGAAUCCUUCCACCCAAAUACAAGGAUCUAGGGAGUGUCACAAUCCCUUGCUCUAUUGGUGCAGUGUCAGUUGGAAAAACUCUCAUUGAUUUAGGGGCUAGCAUAAAUUUGAUGCCUCUCUCCAUGUGCAGGAGAAUUAGAGAGUUGGAGAUUAUGCCAACAAGAAUGACAUUGCAGCUGGCAGAUCGUUCUAUAACAAGGCCGUAUGGUGUGAUUGAAGAUGUUCUAGUCAAGGUGUAG
Messenger RNA from Glycine soja, 345 nucleotides. RefSeq lists its product as uncharacterized. The coding region runs from base 1 to 345 and encodes 114 amino acids. The record is from RefSeq and is a predicted model, not a curated record. NCBI's taxonomy places the organism in Eukaryota, Viridiplantae, Streptophyta, Magnoliopsida, Fabales, Fabaceae. The transcript has a single exon.